AAACAGUUUGCAUAAAACGCACGCAUUUAAAAACAACCUCAUUAUGCAUAAGUGUCGCCACUAUGAAUUCCAAAGUAAAUUUCUGCAUGAUCAUCAUUUCAUCAACACUUUGUAUAAAUUCAGUACGAAGCGACGACUUGACGUUUUCAGUCGUCUCAACCAGCAAACCUCCGUUUCCUCCAUACCUCCAAAAUGACGAAAUUAUAUUCGAAGACCAGUUCGAAAUUCGAAAAUCCCUCACCGAAACGAAACACCGUCUAGAAAGAUUCGAGUUGAAAAUGACCCAAAUCCAAAGAUACCUAGAGACGGUUUUGAAGCUCCAUAAUGUCAAAAUAGACGAAAACCUGACCUCCGACCCAACCGAUUUUUCAAAAAUCGAAAGAAUCGUCGAAGAGAAAUUAAAAUCGUACAAACCGUGCGCACAAAUCGACGACAAGUUGGACCAACUCAAAGACGAUUUGAUAAACCAAAUCGAUAAAAAGCACGAAGAGCAAGCUAAUCUUGCUGCGACGAGCUUGAACGAGGCAAAACAAGACAUAAUUAAGAAAGUCGACGCGUUUGAAAUGAAAUGGACUUCCACGAACAAGCAGCUGGAUUUAAUGGAGAUGUUUGAAAAAAGUCUUGGACCGCAGACGACGGAACAGGUCAUAGUUUUGCCGGUGGACAACAAUAAUAACCAGGUUCCGAAGAACUGUAAAGAAAUUUUAGAGAGAGGUAACAAGGAGACUGGGGUUUAUACCAUAAAACCACCCAAAGCUGCUAAACCUUUCAAAGUAUUGUGCGACAUGGACACGAAAGGUGGUGGUUGGACCUACUUCAUGCGACGGUUUAAUGGCUCUCAAAACUUUUUCCAGAACUGGGAGGAUUAUAAAAAUGGUUUUGGGGAUCUAGAAGGAGAGUUCUGGUUGGGUUUGGAACAUCUGUACGAACUAACAGGUGACACUAUCAACGAACUGUUGUUUGUACUUACUGACUGGGAGGGAAAAACCGUGAAAUCGCAUUUCAAGGAAUUCCGUAUUGGGAACGAAAAGGAGCGCUACGCACUAGACGUCAUUCGGGGCUACAGUGGGGAUGGUGGACAGUCGUUUAUGAGUCAAUUGAAGUGGAAAUUUAGCACUGGGGAUAAACAGGACGCUUUUGGGAGCUGCGUCAAUACUUAUCAUGGACCGUGGUGGUACGGCCCUGGGUGUUUUCACGUUAAACUCACCGGGAAGUACCUCAGGGGUAAAACGGAGUCGUACGCAGAGGGAAUACAUUACUCGGAAUUCCACGGCUUCAGGUACAGUUUGAAGAAAGUUAAAAUGAUGGUUAGAGCAUAAAUAUGUUUUAAAUGUCAAAUUUAUGUUUUUGCUAAAUUGUAUAUCCGCCCAAUAAUCAGUUAAUUUCAGCAAUCAA
Messenger RNA from Zophobas morio, 1395 nucleotides. RefSeq names its product ficolin-2-like. The transcript is spliced from 4 exons. The coding region runs from base 63 to 1319 and encodes 418 amino acids. Lineage: Eukaryota; Metazoa; Arthropoda; Insecta; Coleoptera; Tenebrionidae. The record is from RefSeq and is a predicted model, not a curated record.